Molecule: messenger RNA, 2949 nt
Organism: Wasmannia auropunctata (little fire ant)
Lineage: Eukaryota; Metazoa; Arthropoda; Insecta; Hymenoptera; Formicidae
Product: band 4.1-like protein 4
Exons: 16
Coding region: 545-2794 (749 amino acids)
Cellular component (GO): cytoskeleton
Source: RefSeq, a predicted model, not a curated record
CUCCUCUCCUCCCUUCCCUCCGAGACGCGCGCGAUCGACGAUCGCCGAUAAAGAGUUAUCUACGAUCAUGCCCCGGUCGCACACGCGCGACGACGGACGACGACAACGACGACGACGACGAUCCGCUCGACUCCGUGCCGAACGCCUCGUACGCGCGCGCACCGAGUGAAACGCAAGUGUGUUUAUAAGGAAAGACGCGCUCCUUUUUUUUUCUUUCUCUCUCUCUCUUUAUUUCUCUCUUUCUCGCGCGCUUGCGUUCCCAUACACGCCGGUCGGCGCGUCGCGCGCACACGCCAAUAAAGAAUACCUUUCUCGCGAGUCCCGUGUCCCGGAGGUUUUGUUCUUCUGCUGGUACCGGAAGUGCCGCGCGAGUGUCGAAAAGUGCCGGAAGCGCCGGAGCCGAUUCCACAACGAGAGGCUACAACGCGACGCAACCCGGAACGUGAAUCGCAACGGAGGAUGAGCGCGGACCCAAACGCGCCGAGCGGAUAAACGCGCGAGCCAGGCAGUAAUACACAAAGUCGAGGGGAAGAGGAGGGAAGCGAUGGUGGUGGAGUGGCUGUGCCCUGGACUCAAGCCGGCCAGGAGCAACAGGCCCCGGCUUCUGCACUGCAAGGUGAUACUCCUGGACGAGCACGAAUUGCUGCAGGACGUCCUGAGCUCGAACCUGGGCCAGGAAUUGUUGGAUAGAGUGUUCAAGCACCUUAACCUGCUGGAAACUUCCUAUUUCGGAUUACGCUAUCUCGAUCACGGGAAUCAGACGCAAUGGCUCGAUCAAAGCAAAAAGCUCGGCAAGCAGCUGAAGAUUCACAAAGGAGAUCCCGGAUCGGACGUUCACACGCUCUACUUCGGUGUCAAAUUCUACGCGGCGGAUCCGUGCAAGCUCAUCGAGGAAAUUACCAGGUAUCAGUUCUUCUUGCAAAUAAAGCAAGACAUUCUGCAGGGAAGGCUGCCCGUGUCCUUCGAUCUAGCCGCAGAAUUGGGAGCCUACGUCGUCCAAUCGGAGCUUGGGGAUUACGAUCCUAGACGGCACUCGCCCGGAUACGUCACCGAAUUUCGGUUUCUCGCCAACCAAACCACGGAACUGGAGAAUCGCAUAGUGGAGAUCCACAAAACUCUUAUAGGACAAUUGCCUUCAGCAGCGGAAUUAAAUUAUCUGGACAAGGUGAAAUGGCUGGAAAUGUACGGGGUGGAUUUGCAUCCCGUAUUGGGCGAGGACAGCGUGGAGUAUUUUCUGGGCCUAACACCGAGCGGAAUAAUAUUGCUACGCAACAAGACCAAAGUGGGAAAUUAUUACUGGCCUCGAAUCAAUAAAAUCUACUAUAAGGGUAGAUACUUCAUGCUGAGGGUAAGCGAAAAGAAUUCCGAGGAGAGGACGCACGGCUUCGAGACGCCGUCGAAAGGGGCCUGCCGUCACCUCUGGAAAUGUUGCUUGGAGCAUCAAGCUUUCUUCCGAUUGAUGGCGACCGGCCCACCGCCCCUCAGUCCGUACUCCCGCUUCCACUCGUACAGCCCUCCGUCCACCUUGGAGAAGCACGCGGCCAUUAGGCGAAAUCCACCGCCGUUUCAGAGGACUCCCAGCCGGAGAGCGCAGCGACGAGUCGUCGAGGGACAGGAGAUGGUCGGUUCGUUCGUCGAAACGCCCGUCACCGUAAUCUCGAAUUCGGGCAGCAACAAUCCGUCCGGCGGCAACGUGCUGUGCAACGCGCAAAGGCAGCAGAUGAACACCUCGAGUCCGAGAAGCACGAGAAGCGCGCCGUGGACGCAGAGUCAGCCCCGCGGCCUGUACACCUCGUCUAGUCCUCGCUCCGUUCGAUCCGCGGGAACGGCGCCGGCACUCUUAAGUAGACUUCAACGUCGGAGCAGCUCGGUGGAGAGUCAAAGUUCGGGGGAUAGUCAUAGCCGCAGCGGCCACCGCAGGCGAAGUCAUAGUCAUAGUCAUCGUCGACAUAGCAGACAUUCCGAUUGCGAGUCCGAGCUCUCGAGGGGCUCCGACACGAGAUCCGGCCAUCGGAAGCAUCGCAGAAAACACAGGAACUCCCGCUCUUCCUCCAGUAGACACGAGUUGAUAGAUUCGGAACCGCAAUGGAGGGAGGCGCAGAAACGGAAAGAAGGUGUGCAAAAAGCUAUUGUAAGCCACACGGAGCCCAGAAGAAGACAUAGAAGCAGACAUCGAAGCCCUUCUCAGAAGCAGCCACUGCCGGAUGAACUUCGAAAACACUUGGAAUUUGGCCUAAUCGACACUAGCGGGAUGAGCGAGCAGCAACGCCGAGAGAUAUCCUACACGGUGGUACAGUCGCAAUCUGUACAGCAACCCCCCUUACAGUCUAACAAUUCUCGAUUGGACGACAUAGAUUCAUCGUCCCUGCCUAGAACUGUCGGAUCCGUUGGCAAAAGAGAAAGAAGACACAUGCGGCAUUAUCGUGAUGGAAGUUAUAACUUGCUGUCGGCAACGUCCAAUCGAGUCGAGGCAAAGUCUCCCGAGGCUCGAAGCGAAUAUAGCACGAGGAGGGAUUUUUAUUAUACUCGUAGCAACCGAGUGUCAAUAGGCAAUAAUGCGGACAGUGGACUCGGGGAAAGCACGCCGCAGGACUUUUCAAGCUGCUGCUCAAGUUCUGCCGACAGCAAUAAACCUAUUCACGUAACACAAUUGCAAUUAGGGGGAGAGGUACACUAUGAAUUGCCUUCAAAUCAAGAAAUCUACCCUCCUGUUGACACUACUCUGGACGCUGUUCUCCAACCCAUUAUAUCAACAUUAACGAGGAGGCAACGGGGCCGCCCGAAACAAUCGUAAAACUUUAACACAAAACGAAACAGUUUUUAUAUGCACUUGUUUUACAUGUAAGAUAACGUUCAUACCUUAAUUAAAAUUGAUAUCUGUGGAUCGUUGGAUCGUGUGAGGCGGAAAAAGAAAGAUAUUGUUGAAUAAAAGUAGCAUGUUUUAGUCUC